UGAAUAUUAUUUACAUGAAUAUCAACCAACAAGACUGACAUGUUACAUUCAUUUAGAAUGUGAUCGUGGUUCUGUAUCAUUAUGUCUUGAUUGGAGUGAAAUAUGUGAUGGUAUUGCCGAUUGCCGAAAUGGAAUCGAUGAAGAAUAUUGCUGGCAAUUGAAUAUCAAUCAAUGUGAAGACAAUGAAUAUCGAUGUGGAAAUGGACGAUGUAUACAGAAGGUUUUUUUUAAAGAUGAUUCUAAUGUUUUUGAAUGUCUUGAUCAAUCAGAUGUGAAGUCUUCUUUUUUACAUAACCGUAUAAAUAUGAACAGUGAACCAACAUUUUCAACAGAAGAUGUAACAUGUUCUGACCGCAAUAUGCCAUUGCGACUAACGAUGACAAGUUCAUGUGUUAAAAAACGUACAAAUUUAAUAGAAAAAUUAAUGUUCACUGAUAAACCACAAAACGUAUCAAAUGAUUGUUGGUUAGCUAUUCAUUGUCAAUGGAACACAAACAUAACAUCCGAUUUAAUAUGCCAAAAUAUUUCUUCCGAUGGAAACUUUACAGAAAUAAUCGAUCAAACAUGUCCUGAUAUGCUGUAUAUGCCAUCGACUCCAGUUAUAUUCGGACAUAUAUACUUUUUAUAUACAAAAGAAGAUAUGUUGGAGCUUAAUCUAUAUAUACCAAAACCUCGAUAUCUCUGCUAUAAUGAUCAACUUUGUAGUGGAUUCUAUUUCAAUCGACCAUUAUUAACAUUCAAUAAUGCAACAUGUGGUCGUCCUGAAGAUUUUCUAUUAAAAUUUGAUUUUUCUGGGCUCAAUAGAGCAGCUUGGAAUGCUAGGUAUGCUUUACCCUCAUUUAAACACCUUCGUCGUUGUAACACAGUGAAUUACAAUGAACCUUUAAAUUGUAACGCAUUAAAUAUGUAUAAAUGUCUUAACUCUUCAAAAUGUAUUUCCACAAAUCUUCUUUGUGAUAAAAUCAACGAUUGUGAUUACAAAGAUGAUGAACAAUGUUCUUCCAAUGAUCAUCCGUGCCUGAAUUCUGAAUUGUAUCAUCUUACACGAUGUGCCACACAAAAUCAUUGUAUUUCUCCGACAUUAUUUAACGAUGGGUGGUGUCAUUGUGGAUCUAAUAAAUAUCGUUUAUGUGAAGAUGAAGACUCAGAUGAUGAUUACAUCAGAAAUCAUAUUUCAUUUCCAAUGAUUUGUGAUGGAUUUACUGAACUAAUACCAGUUGAGAUCGCUGGACGAUAUGAAACUGAUGAGACAGAAUGUGAACAUUGGAUAUGUAAUAAUUCAUAUACUCGAUGUGAUGGAUUGCGGAAUUGUUUAAAUGGUAGCGAUGAAGUAGAUUGUGAUCCAUCACUAUUUUCUGAGAAAACAUGGAACUAUUCUUCAUCUGUGCUUAUAGAUUCUGACAUUGACAAAUUUUUUCGUCAACGUAAACUCGAUAGGGAGAGACCACGGGUGCCGACAAACUUUUCAUUGAGUAGAAUGAACAAUUCCAUCAAAAAAAAUGCAACAAUGACACGACUACCUUUAUCUAUUACUCAAGAAAUCAUUCGUCAACAACAACAACGUUGCCAUCGUGGUUUACUUCUACAAGUUUGGCUAGAUUAUGAAAAAAACUUGACUAAUGAAACAUGUUUAUGUCCACCUAGUUUUUAUGGAAAUAUGUGUCAAUAUCAAAAUCAACGAAUUAGUCUUACUUUACAAUUUCAAACAUAUGCUGAUUCUCGACAAAUUCUAUUUGCUAUUGUGGUCUUACUGAUCGAUGAUAGUCAUGACCGAUUGAUCCAUUCACAUCAUCAGUUUAGUUAUUUAUAUAUUCGAAAUUGCCAAAUUAAAUUCAAUAUAUAUUUAUUAUAUUUGACUCGACCAAAAGAUGAAAAGAAAAAUUAUUCAAUUCAUAUCGAUAUCUAUGAAAAGAUUUCUCUUACCUAUCGAAGAAGUUUCUUAAUACCAAUUCAAUUUUCAUUUUUACCUGUACAUCGUCUUGCUGUACAACUGAAUAUUCCACCGACAACUGAUACAAGCGAACUUUGUGUAAGUCAACAUUGUAUUCAUGGUCAAUGUAUGAAAUAUUCAGAUCAUCGAAAUGGUGCUACAUUCUGUCGCUGCAAUCUAGGAUGGUCUGGACGAUAUUGUAACAUUUCACAUCACUGUACAUGUUCACAUGAUUCAUUAUGCAUUGGUAUUUUACCAAACAAUCGAUCUUUAUGUAUUUGUCGUUCGAAUAAAUGGGGUUCUCAAUGUUUAUUUCAAAGCCGAGUAUGCCAUUCAAAUGAAAAUCUAACAUGUCUAAAUGGCGGUAAAUGUAUACCAACUGAUGAACAUAUUGUAUCUAAUAAAAAAUUCAAAUGUAUCUGUCAAAAAGGUUUUAGUGGAGUAAGAUGUGAAAUAAUUGAUAAUGAAAUUAAUCUGUCAUUUCAUGAAAAUAUUGAUUUAUCUCAAUCAAUACUUGUUCAUUUUAUUCAAGUAUUUAAUGGUCCUCCACCAAUCAAUGGUAGUACAUAUCAAAUGAUUCCUGUUAAUAAAAGAACAGUGACACUUUAUUGGUCAUAUCCAUUUCAUAUUGUUUUUGCUGAACUUGAUAAUAAAAAUUAUUAUUUAAUCCUGGUUCAAAAUAUGUAUCAUCAAUCAAGAAGAAUUAAUCGAGAAAUUCAAUUAAAAGAUCAUUGUCCACAUAUAAAUGAAAUAUUUCGUCAAACUCUUCAUUAUCAUCCUCUUCGUCGUAUUAAAUAUUAUCAUAAACCAUGUCAAAAUCCAUCAUUAAAUCUUUCUUGUUUUUAUGAUGAUAAUCAUUUUUGUUUAUGUAAUUAUUUUGGACAACAACGUAUAGCCAAUUGUUUUGAAUUUGAUUCUAAGAAAAAAUUCGAUUGUUCUGGUCGAAGUAAUUGUCAAAAUGAAGCACAAUGUUUACAGGAUAGAUUUACAUGUCCACAAACAUCAAUAUGUGUUUGCCGUCCAUGUUUUUAUGGAACAUUAUGUCAAUUUAGUGCACAGGGAUUUGGUCUUUCUCUUGAUGAUAUUUUAGGUUAUCAAAUUCAACCACACAUUACGAUUAAACAUCAACCAUUUGUUAUACAAUUAAGUAUAAUAUUAACAAUGAUUAUAACAAUUAUUGGAUUAAUCAAUAGUAUUCUAUCAUUUAUGACAUUUAAUAAUAAAGAAAUAUAUCAAAUUGGUUGUGGAAUUUACUUACUAACAAUAUCAAUUAUUACUUUAUUUACAAUAAUAUUGUUUGCAUUAAAAUUUUGGAUACUUCUUAUUGCACAAAUGAUGUAUAUUACAAAUGAUUCAUUCUUAAAAAUACAAUGUAUUUCAAUAGAUUUUUUAUUACGAAUUGGUAUUAAUAUGGAUCGAUGGUUAUCGGCAUGUGUAGCUAUUGAACGAGUAAUUAGUGUAAUUAAAGGAACUAGUUUUGAUAAGAAUAAAAGUAAAAAAAUGGCUAAAUUUAUUAUUUUGAUUCUUUUUAUUUUGAAUAUUUCUACAAAUAUUCAUGAUCCUAUUCAUCGACAUUUAAUAAAGGAUAAUGAUAAUGAAAAUGAUAAAAGAAUUUGGUGUAUUAUCACUUAUUCAUCACCGUUUAGAAUAUAUAAUAAAAUUAUGAAUCUAUGUCAUUUUUUCGUUCCAUUUAUUAUUAAUUUAAUUUCUGGUCCACUUAUUAUUUUAGUAACAGCUCGACAACGAAAAAUUAUUCGAAUUCAAGAAAGUUAUCGAAAAAUAUUAAAGAAACAGAUUCAAGAACAUAAACAUCUAUUGAUAUCUUCAAUUAGUUUAAUUCUAUUGGCUAUGCCACAUUUAAUCAUUUAUUUUGUAUCGAAUUGUAUGAGUUCAAUAAAUCACCCUUGGCCGUUUUUAAUUGGAUAUUUUAUUUCGUUUAUUCCAUCGAUACUGACUUUUCCUGUCUUUAUUACUCCAUCAACAUCAUAUAAACAACACUUUUUAAAGACUUAUGAACGAUAUAAACGAACGAUACGAAGACGAUUACAUCUUGUUUCAUAA
Adineta steineri is the source of this 3991-nucleotide messenger RNA. The record is from the annotation of a GenBank genome assembly. NCBI's taxonomy places the organism in Eukaryota, Metazoa, Rotifera, Eurotatoria, Adinetida, Adinetidae.